Messenger RNA from Aureobasidium subglaciale EXF-2481, 1380 nucleotides. RefSeq lists its product as uncharacterized. Bases 1 to 1380 code for a protein of 459 amino acids. The record is from RefSeq and is a predicted model, not a curated record. NCBI's taxonomy places the organism in Eukaryota, Fungi, Ascomycota, Dothideomycetes, Dothideales, Saccotheciaceae. The transcript has a single exon.
AUGCCGAGAAGGCACGCUGCUUCCGGAGAUAUGCCUACUCCGCAAGACACCAUCAACGUCGCUAUGCCGCGACCGUCUCGACCCCCGAUACGUCUAAAAUUGAACAUCCGCCCUAGACAACCGGAGCCGGAACCAGAACUGCCUCCUGCUCGGCCUAAAAGAAAGAUAUCGAGACCUGCCAGAUACUCGAACAAUGUCUUUGAGCCUCUGACCAAAAAGCGAAGACUUACAGCAGAUCUGAACAUGUCCCCACAAGCACCAACCUCACCCCAUGCGGCCUCGAAUCUACCCCCAAUCAACUCUUCAGAUCCCGUGGUGCUGACCUCGCGGGAGCCUGCCGAUAAAAGUGACUAUGUCGACUCUUACGAGGUCGAGCCUGCCGGCUAUGGUGAUGACUUCUUGAGCAACUUUAUCGACGAUACUCCUCGUUCUUCUCUAUCAGCUCUAUACUCUGUUAUCGGCUCGGUCAAGAGUUAUAGGCCGGAUUCCGAUUUCUUACCAGAGUCGGAUGCUCUGCCUGCAGCUGCCGGCUUGAUGUACGACACUUCAGCUGAUCUCGCCAGCGAGCCCCCAGCAUACUUCGGGAACGAAAUGCAGAGUCCUGUCGUCCUGUCAAGUUCCCUCUCUUCACUGCCCCAGCAACCCGACAGCCCUGAGGUCAGUAUUAGAAAGCUACAAAAUGCAUGUCAGGCUUUGGGACGUCUUAGCAUGCCACCUGUCCAACAACAGAUCCGCCCGCCGUCGAGCAGAGAUGACCUCAGAGGUACUUCAACACACGAAUCAGUACAUGAUAUUGGUGUCGACCUUGCUGACCAACAAUACAACGUAGACAGCAGCGUUGACGCUCUAUUGGCAGCUGCUACCGGGUCCGAUCGAUACGAGGACGCUGGAGAUAGAUGGUGUGAUGGAGUACAUUUCGGAGAGCCAGACGUGGAGAUCUUGCUUCUGAUCAACAAAGCUAUUGAGAUACUGCAUCAUCACAUUGCCAACAUUCGCAGACUCAAAGCCCAAGCAGCACUUCAGCACGGUCGACCUUCCCAAGGCAAGGGCUCGGAAGAUGGACCAUGGAAGACUGAUACCGAACAACUGGUCAUGACUGCACUACAAUCGUUGCUCCGUGGUGGUGCGACUGACAUUGGCUGCAUAAUCUCGAGCGAACGUGCGAACUUGCUUUGGCGUCUGUACUCGCAGCUGACCCACUUUGUCACAACACCUCACAUCGUAUUGAGCAGAACCUUCCGUCUACUACAACAGGUAGAGAGUGGCGUGAUUAAAAAACAGCGCCGUUCAUGCAAGCGUUCAAACGUACCUCAAAAGGGCAAAACAGCCAAUGUCCCGGUUCCUCAUAAGUUCUUGUCUCGCCAGGCAGUCUCGAGUUAG